Messenger RNA from Mirounga angustirostris (Northern elephant seal), 5727 nucleotides. RefSeq names its product dystrobrevin alpha (gene DTNA). Gene Ontology annotation, molecular function: zinc ion binding. The record is from RefSeq and is a predicted model, not a curated record. The coding region runs from base 471 to 2174 and encodes 567 amino acids. Gene Ontology annotation, cellular component: synapse; plasma membrane. Lineage: Eukaryota; Metazoa; Chordata; Mammalia; Carnivora; Phocidae. Gene Ontology annotation, biological process: synaptic signaling. The transcript has 18 exons.
AGCGGAAGCUCAGUCAGAGGAAGGAGGCGGGUGGAGGGAGGGCGUUUGAACGCCUGCCAUUGGUGAGCUUACCAAAGGCAUCUGCCAGUGGGACUUCAAUGGAAUGUGAAACCAAAUCAUUUUCAAGUUAAAGAUAGACACAGUAUACACCAGGAUCUAGAAGCUGGAUUUUAAACUCCUAUCGCUCCCUAGAAUUUGAGAGAGUUCUGUUAUGAUCUCUGUAGUAAUUAACAAUUUGGCCAAAGUUGGUUUUUCAAGUGACUGUGCUAAGAAUUCAUGUAUGGUCUGGAUGUCCUGGAAUGAAAAGGAUUUGGGAGCUCCUGGUGUACAUACUCUAGGAUAAAUAAGAUUUGCCAAUCCCUGGAUGAAGUGCUUAGGAAAUCUUUAGAUGCCAUAGUCAACUGCCAUUUCAAAGAAGAGAAAAUAGAUGGUUUUGGAAAGUUCAUGCUGUUUCUUCACUGAAUUUUAGAAUGAUUGAAGAUAGUGGGAAAAGAGGAAAUACCAUGGCAGAAAGAAGACAGCUGUUUGCAGAGAUGAGGGCUCAAGAUCUGGAUCGUAUCCGACUCUCCACCUACAGAACAGCAUGCAAGCUUAGGUUUGUUCAGAAGAAAUGCAACUUGCACCUGGUGGACAUUUGGAACGUCAUAGAAGCAUUGCGGGAAAAUGCUCUGAACAACCUGGACCCGAACAUAGAACUCAGUGUGGCCCGCUUGGAGGCUGUGCUAUCCACCAUUUUCUACCAGCUCAACAAACGGAUGCCAACCACUCACCAAAUCCAAGUGGAGCAGUCCAUCAGCCUCCUGCUUAACUUCCUGCUGGCAGCCUUUGAUCCGGAAGGCCAUGGUAAAAUUUCAGUAUUUGCUGUCAAAAUGGCUUUAGCCACAUUGUGUGGAGGGAAGAUCAUGGACAAAUUAAGAUAUAUUUUCUCCAUGAUUUCUGACUCCAGUGGGGUGAUGGUUUAUGGACGAUAUGAUCAGUUCCUGCGGGAAGUUCUCAAACUACCCACAGCCGUUUUUGAAGGUCCUUCAUUUGGUUACACAGAGCAGUCAGCGAGAUCCUGUUUCUCUCAACAGAAAAAAGUCACCUUAAAUGGUUUCUUGGACACGCUCAUGUCCGACCCUCCCCCCCAGUGUCUGGUCUGGCUGCCCCUUCUGCAUCGACUGGCGAAUGUGGAAAACGUCUUCCACCCGGUCGAGUGUUCCUACUGCCACAGCGAGAGUAUGAUGGGGUUCCGCUACCGGUGUCAGCAGUGUCACAACUACCAGCUCUGUCAGGACUGCUUCUGGAGGGGCCACGCCGGCGGCUCCCAUAGCAACCAGCACCAAAUGAAAGAGUACACGUCCUGGAAAUCCCCUGCUAAGAAGCUAACUAAUGCAUUAAGCAAGUCUCUGAGCUGUGCUUCCAGCCGUGAACCCUUGCACCCCAUGUUCCCUGACCAGCCUGAGAAGCCACUCAACUUGGCCCACAUUGUGCCGCCCAGACCUGUAACCAGCAUGAAUGACACCCUCUUCUCCCACUCAGUCCCCUCCUCAGGAAGUCCUUUUAUUACCAGGAGCUCUCCUCCCAAGGACAGUGAAGUAGAGCAGAACAAACUGCUGGCUAGGGCUGCUCCAGCUUUUCUGAAGGGCAAAGGGAUACAAUACAGCCUGAAUGUGGCAGACAGGCUAGCUGAUGAACAUGUUCUCAUCGGGUUGUAUGUCAACAGGCUCCGGAACAACCCAUCAUGUAUGCUUGAGAGUUCAAACCGGCUUGAUGAAGAACACAGGCUGAUCGCCAGGUACGCGGCCAGACUGGCGGCAGAGUCCACUUCCUCGCAGCCAACUCAGCAGCGGAGUGCUCCUGACAUCUCCUUCACCAUUGAUGCAAACAAGCAGCAGAGGCAGUUGAUCGCAGAGCUAGAAAACAAGAACAGAGAAAUCUUACAGGAGAUCCAGAGGCUGCGGCUAGAGCAUGAACAAGCCUCUCAGCCCACCCCAGAGAAGGCGCAGCAAAACCCCACUCUGCUGGCCGAGCUCCGGCUCCUCAGACAGCGCAAGGAUGAGCUGGAACAGAGAAUGUCUGCUCUCCAGGAGAGCCGGAGAGAGCUAAUGGUCCAGUUAGAAGGCCUCAUGAAACUACUAAAGGAAGAAGAACUGAAGCAGGGAGUAAGUUAUGUUCCCUACUGCAGGUCUUAACUAACUGUGGAGGGGCCUGCCAUCCUGCUGUUUUUCUCAUUGCUUUUGCCUCUAAUGUAUGUUCAUGCUUCAGUUUGGAAAGAGAAAAAAAAAAUCAUACUAAUUUGCUUCCUUUUCAAUGUAGUGCUUGAAUGGACACAUAUAAAAUUUAGCGUUUUUUAUAACUAUUACUACUGUCGGCAUCAAAACAAGAGCUAUUACAUCUUUUAGAAGAGGGAAAAAAAUUGUAAUUCGUUGGGACCUUCCUAGAUCUCCAGCAGUCUAUGUUUCAAACCCGUCUCAUGCUUUUCUGGGUUGUUGAUCAGACUCUUCUCUUAGUAGAGAGACACCCACCACCGCCACUAAAGUUACACUAGGAGAAACCCGCAGCACUCAAGCUACCCUCUACAUCCUCUCAAGCUGUUGACCAUUUAGUUCAGUUUCCAUUUUAAUGGAAAGGUGUGGGACCUCUUUGUAUAAAAGUCAGCUAAUUGCAUCUCUUUUCAUUGCAUAAUUAUUAAGCCCUGUCCUCCCCAUCUCCAAAAUGUAUUCAAUCUAAGAGAAACACUGUACUCAGCAAGUGUUCACUUCCUGAGAUUGUUUAGUUCUUGCAAGCAGAAUUCCUACCAUUGGUUCAAAAUAAUCUCAAAAGAACAGGUAACUUUCAGCCUUGCUCUUAUCACCAAGAACCUUCCUGCUCUGGGAGUUCACAAGGCCCUUACGUAUGUCUUCUCUGGAAACAGGAGCACUGUGACUCUCUAACCGUAGUCUAAACUGGAACCCUAUGCCUGACCCUGUGGUCAGGUCCAGAUCCAGCAGAGGAAGUAGCAUACUCAAAAAAUAACAAUAACAAAAUAGAAGCAAAAUAACAGCAGCUUUAAUGUCAAGUGCAUGUACCAAGCUGUGUAUGACAGUAUAUCCCACUUGCUAGUGUUAUCAGCAAGUUUCAUAUUAUUUCCUGGGAUCGAUUAGAACCACAGCCUGUCCGAUUUCAACGUAUCUUUUAUUCUUCUGUAUUCUCUUUCCUAUUAUUCAUUGUGUGUGUUUGUGUGUAACAAAGAAUGUUUGCAAAAUGCUGGACACAUUUUUACCUUUCAUUCCCACAGUCUGUAAAAAAGGAAAGUGUGAAACUAAUCUGUAAUGUCAGACAAUAAAGACAAUGUAUGACACUAUUUUGUAUUUUGUGAAAAAAAUUACUUGAGUAGAGUCAAAUCUGAAGGAGAGCUAGUCCCCCGUGGGCCAAGGACGGACUGUAAACUUGUUGCCUGUAAAGCCCCACACGGGGCAUUGCUCUUGGACUUCCACCACACUUAGAUCAUGCUAGAGAAAAAUGCCUUGCUGGGCUAGCAGCUUCUCUUUACAACAGCCUCUUUUCUUUCCUGUCUCUGACUUAGCAUGUGCACAGAAAAGGGGAAAAAAGGCUCACCUAUAACCUUCUUCCACUUAGUGGAGAGAGAGGGCAACCAUCCUCUAGUCAGUCAGCCUCGCUUGAGCCAGAGGACCCCUUUCCCGCCUCUUCCCAGGCCACCCGUUCUGGAAAGGCUCAGUGGACCAGUGGGUUCACAAAUCCAUGGCUGCCCAGAGCCAAAGCGCGGCUGCAGGCCUAGAGCAGUAUACUGCCUCCUUGCCUUCCAGCUCUUCCCACGGAGCCCUCCACGGCUCCGCGUCUCGGAGGCAGCCCGCAGCUGGGUCCUGCUGCAGAGGCUCUAAAGGGCCCUCAUUGGCAACACCCAGAUGGCCCCAAUGCACUGUCUGGGUGGGGAGACCGUUGACUCGUCUUUACUCAUUUGCUUUGCUUGUAUACUCAAGCCUCUUCUCGAAAAGGACCCGAGGUAGCUUACAACAGACAUCAACAAUGGCUUCAUAAAAUAAAUCCAGAAAAAUCAGAAACAAAAGAAAAGAAAAUGCCAGUAUGCUCAUCGUAAGGGACAAGGGUGUGCCUCUGAGCUGUUUGGCGAGGAGACAAAAAAAAAAAAAAAAAGGAAAACAUAAUUGGUGGUUUUAUCAGAACCAAAAUGCCAGUUCUCAGGGGACCAAAAUUUCUGUUGGCAUGAAAUAUAAGAAGGAAGUCUUCCCUCAGAGCUUUAGAGGAGGAGUGCUAAGUAAUAAAACGGAUAAAUGCAGCCGCAGAUGUCAAGUGGCUGAUUAUUAUACUGACCUUCAGUCAAAAUUAAAGACAGAACCCUGUCUGGCCCGAUCUGGAGCAGGCUGUUCUACAAGGAAAUGAACUUCUGCCAUCCAAAUAUAUAGACUUCCUUUGGUAUAACAUGAUCUAAGGAGAGAAUUUAGAGGUUUUAGUCUGGCGUCUGCUUCUAAAUUCUGUUUUUAUUUAUGAGCCUUACCCCUUUGGGGACAUUCUCUUUGUAAAAUCAGAUUUCAGACACUGCGCACAACAAAUUGUGCUUGAUUUAAUAACCUCUACUUGCUUUAUCAUAAGUCUGUGUGGUUCGAUGUAUUUUACUAUACUGGUAUAUAUAAUUCCUACUUACACUGUUUCUUGUUAGAGGUAACGCAUGAAUUUAUUCCCCUUGAGGAGAGAACAUGAAUUAAAAAAAAAAAAUAGUGACUGUAAUAUAAUAUGAUGAUUAUGGUAUCAUAAGCAAUAAAUUUUUUUUUUACAAAACUUGAAUCAAAAUUAUCCUACCCUCUUUCUUCUUUGUGUAUUUUAAGAUUUAUUGAAGGAAUCAUAAAAAGAACACUCAUAAAAAGUUUAACAAUGAAGGCAGCUGGGGUGUAAUUGCAGUUGACAAUAUGUUUCAGAGUUUCUGGUAGACUUCCAGUGCCAAAUAUCACGUCGCAAUCUAAAACCAGAUAUCCCGGCUUUGAGUUCAGAAUGUAAGGUCUCAAUAAAAAUUUUUGUAGAGAGACCGCUGGCGUUAGACCUGAUUGUAGGGGAUCCCCGCUCUUCACUCACACCUGUAAGAUCUUGAGUAAGUCAAUCAGCUUCCCGGGAAUUUAUUUCAAACACACUGAUAAUACAUGGCUCACGGGAUUGUUGCAUAGAUUUUCAAAGAUAAUGGAUGUGAAAGCACUUUGUAAAAUACUAUAUGCAUGUCAGAGACUGGUAUAAAACUGCAUAUAGAUGUAUACACAUGCGUCCAACAAUAUGUAAACUUUUCUAACUGGACCCAUAUUUUACACACACACAUGUACACACACAAACACACACACACACACAUCCACUUCUCCUCCUUCCAGUUAACUAAGUGUCUCAGUCAGAGGAGGAAAGUGAAACAUUUUAAAUCCUACCUCCUGCCCCCAUUCUCUUCUCUCUUUACAACUGGAGGCCCCAUGAACUCGGGAAAUCCUGGUCGCUCAGGUUCCCACUUCUCCCAAACACAUUAUAGAACAUGAACAGGCCAGAAAUGACAAGUUCUACCAGCAUCAGUUCACCUUCCUUUCUUUCCCUUGCCCAUCCUCUCUGGUGAGUGUCCUGUGGAGAGUGAUGACGCAAUCACAAGUGGGAUAGGGGAGUGGGGGGGGAAUUCACCUCAUAAAUAACCAACUGUGAUAUUAGGACUGACAUCUAAUGUUCAAAACAUAUCCUCUCAGACUCUCUCACUCUCUCACACAA